Messenger RNA from Phlebotomus argentipes, 379 nucleotides. RefSeq lists its product as uncharacterized. The transcript has 2 exons. Bases 105 to 269 code for a protein of 54 amino acids. NCBI's taxonomy places the organism in Eukaryota, Metazoa, Arthropoda, Insecta, Diptera, Psychodidae. The record is from RefSeq and is a predicted model, not a curated record.
UCAUCUGGCGACUGGGCAUGCAACUUCUAGCAUAACAGCGGCGCUGGUGUUCUGGAGAUUUGUUUUGGUUUUUGGCUGCAGAAAAGUGGCAAAUUUACACAGAAAUGGUGCAAAAAGGCGGUAAUAACAUACUGAAUGCGAUUAAAGGCAUCUACUACAAUGAAUUCCACUGGGCGAUUGUGAAGAGUUACGCGCUGUUCCUCGUCGGGGUUCGCAUUGCCCAGGAAUUGCAGGGUUUUGAAAUAAUGCCACCGGCGCCGAAACUAUAGGAAAUCCCAUCACAGUUCCGGGUAGAAUUUGUUGCGAGUGCAAAUGUUGGAAAAUCAAUAAAGGAGCGGAUAGUCGAGAGUGACCGAAGAAAUUUUGUUAUGCCGGCGGU